AACACACCAAACAACACCCGCUUCCUCUACAGAAAGUCUCUCCUUACCAGACCUCCCCACCAACCCCCAUGGUCUUCAAACCACACGGCUCAUAAAUAAAAAGCCAUCAAAAAGUCUCGUCCUUUUUCAUUUUCCUGCUUCUUCAGCGUUAAUCUUUUGCCAUUUUGGUUUCUGGGUCUGUCCGGAAAUUUAACAAAUAUGGCUUCUUCUACUGCGCCGAAGCAUUUCCUCGGAGCUCCGAUGACCGGCUCCGGCAUGGGUUCUUCUCCGUCAGAUCUUCGUAGGCUUGCAUCUCCGACUGUCCAAAUCUCGGUUCGCACUCGAACGCAGAAUUAGCUCCAAAUACAGGCAGCGGGGAGCACAUUUGGUACUUACUUCCGCGUUACAACAUUUGGAGAAUCCCAUGGAGGUGGCGUAGGUUGCAUAAUUGAUGGAUGUCCUCCACGGCUUCCCAUUUUAGAGUCUGAUUUGCAAGUAGAUCUUGACAGAAGGAGGCCAGGUCAGAGUCGAAUUACAACCCCCAGAAAAGAGACUGAUACAUGCCGUGUCUCUUCUGGCAUUUCUGAAGGAUUGAGUACCGGAGCACCGAUCCACGUGUUUGUGCCAAAUACUGACCAGAGGGGACAUGAUUACAGUGAAAUGUCCGUUGCCUAUAGGCCUUCUCAUGCAGAUGCAACUUAUGACAUGAAGUAUGGUGUCAGAUCAGUGCAAGGUGGAGGUAGAUCUUCUGCAAGAGAAACAAUUGGAAGAGUUGCAGCUGGUGCUGUUGCCAAAAAAAUUCUGAAGCAAUUUGCAGGAACUGAGGUUCUUGCUUAUGUCUCUCAAGUACACAAGGUUGUGCUUCCAGAAGAUCUGGUUGACCAUGACACAUUGAUUCUGGAUCAGAUAGAAAGUAAUAUUGUGAGGUGCCCUGAUCCUGAAUAUGCUGAGAAGAUGAUAGCUGCUAUAGAUGCUGUCCGAAACAAAGGGGAAUCUGUAGGUGGUGUUGUCACAUGUAUUGUUAGGAAUGCUCCACGUGGGCUUGGUUCACCAGUCUUUGAUAAACUUGAAGCUGAACUGGCUAAAGCUGUUAUGUCAUUGCCUGCAACGAAGGGUUUUGAACUUGGCAGUGGCUUCGCAGGUACUUUUUUGACUGGUAGCGAGCAUAAUGAUGAGUUCUAUACAGAUGAAAAAGGAAGAAUCAGGACAAGAACAAACCGCUCUGGUGGGAUACAGGGAGGAAUAUCCAAUGGGGAAACUAUAAAUAUGAGAAUAGCCUUCAAGCCAACAUCUACAAUUGGAAAAAAGCAAAACACAGUGACUAGAGAUAAAAAGGAAACAGAAUUGAUAGCUCGUGGCCGUCAUGAUCCCUGUGUUGUCCCACGAGCGGUGCCAAUGGUAGAAGCUAUGGUGGCGUUAGUUCUAGUUGACCAGUUGAUGGCCCAAUUCGCGCAAUGUCAUAUGUUCCCCAUCAACCCAGAUUUGCAGGAACCUUUGAGGUUGCCAAAGGUGGAGGAGCCUGUCAACUUAACAUUUUAGAUGAUUGUGCAUCUCCCUGUCUUCUCUGCUCAACUCUACUUCAAUAUUUCUGUGUUAUAUCUCAUCUGGGAUUUGAUUCUUCAGUAUCCUGCGGCAUACAAAUCUAAAGUUUCCAUUGUCACUUUUUUUUUUCUUUCUUGUUAUAUUCAGGUUCUUUAUGUUGUACUCCCUCAUAAAAUUAAAGGGUGUGUUUGGAUUUACCCAGUAAUAAUAACAAAAUGAUUUUUGUUGAAGUAUUUGUGGAAAA
Carica papaya (papaya) is the source of this 1765-nucleotide messenger RNA. RefSeq names its product chorismate synthase, putative / 5-enolpyruvylshikimate-3-phosphate phospholyase. Gene Ontology annotation, cellular component: cytosol. The record is from RefSeq and is a predicted model, not a curated record. Gene Ontology annotation, biological process: chorismate biosynthetic process; aromatic amino acid biosynthetic process. NCBI's taxonomy places the organism in Eukaryota, Viridiplantae, Streptophyta, Magnoliopsida, Brassicales, Caricaceae. Gene Ontology annotation, molecular function: FMN binding; chorismate synthase activity.